Bombina bombina (fire-bellied toad) is the source of this 1539-nucleotide messenger RNA. RefSeq names its product prostaglandin D2 receptor-like. Gene Ontology annotation, molecular function: thromboxane receptor activity; prostaglandin D receptor activity. Gene Ontology annotation, cellular component: plasma membrane. The coding region runs from base 35 to 1051 and encodes 338 amino acids. The transcript has 2 exons. Gene Ontology annotation, biological process: inflammatory response; G protein-coupled receptor signaling pathway; positive regulation of cytosolic calcium ion concentration. NCBI's taxonomy places the organism in Eukaryota, Metazoa, Chordata, Amphibia, Anura, Bombinatoridae. The record is from RefSeq and is a predicted model, not a curated record.
UUUCUCCCACUCUUGUACAACAUUAAUUCUACAUAUGGAGCUUUACCCAUGCAAUAACAGCAGAUUCAUUCAAAGUAACCACUCAGUGGUACCAAGCUGUGUGCUGUUCAGUGCAGGACUUCUAGGAAACCUGAUAGCUCUUUAUAUCUUAUGGCAACACAUACUUCGUGUAAAAGAAAAGAAGAUCUCAUUGUUUUAUAUUCUGGUGACCGGUCUGACAAUCACAAACCUGAUGGGGAAAUGCCUUAUAAGUCCCAUGGUGCUGGCUGCUUAUUCCAAAAACCAGACUUUGGUGGAGCUGGCAGAUAAUCGCAUCCUGUGCCAUCUCUUUGGUUUUUUCAUGGCAUUUUUUGGUAUAGCUCCUAUGCUUAUUCUCUUAGCUAUGGGACUUGAUUGCUGGAUUGCAUUGGGAUACCCAUUUUUUUAUUGUGCACACAUAAAAAAAAAGUUUGGACUUUUCAUCCCUCUUGGAGUAUACAUUGUUUCCCUAAUUUUUUGUUCUAUGCCAUUUUUUGGAUUUGGUAGAUAUGAGCAAUAUUGUCCUGGAACUUGGUGCUUUAUACAGAUGAGUGUGGACAAACCAAACCCUAAGAUUCUUUCAUUUUCUGUACUAUACGGCACUGUCAUGGGGCUCCUUGUUCUAGCCAUUAUCUCCUGCAACUUGGCAGUGAUGAAACAUCUAUACAAGAUGUACCAAAUCCAAAACCAAAAAAUCCUGAUGGCUAUUAAUGGCACAAAUAAGUACGAGUGCACUAAAUUAGCAGGUAUGGAAGAACUGGACCACCUUAUCCUUCUAGCAGUCAUGACAAUUAUAUUUAUCGUCUGUUCACUACCCUUAACCGUACGAGUUUAUGUUGGAGCAUUUUCUGAUGAAAAGAAUGAAUACGCUGACCUAACAGUCCUCAGGUUCAUUUCCAUUAACUCUAUUGUAGAUCCUUGGAUAUUCAUCAUUUGCAGGACAUCAAAAUUUCACACCCAUGUGCACACUCUAUGUGGGAAGGUUCAAUCAAAGAAGAGCGUUCAGUCUCAUCUUCUCCAGAACAAACGCUAAAUGUAAACUGCGUUGUACAGUUUGUUGUUAGCAAGUGAAAAUAUUGUUUUAUAGACUAUAUAGAGAGUAUAGGUUAUUGAACUAUGUUUUGUAGAAAUGGAAACUCUUUUCAGAAAGAAUAGUAAACCCUACUCUAAUUAUAGAGGGCAUAUCUGUAUAGCACUAUUUGUGUCUAUUGCAGGGCUGUAAGCAUGACAAAAAGAGUAAGAUUUCCUGAUGGUUUGUUUGUUUUGUUAUUAAAAGGGCAGUAAAGUCAAAAUUAAAGGGACAAGUCUACUCAAAAUGAAACUUUCCUAAUUCAGAUAGACCAUGCUAUUUUAAACAACUUUCUAAUUUAAUUUUAUCAUCACAUUUGCUUUGCUAUCUUUGUAUUCUUUGUUGAAAGCUAAACCUAGGUAGGCUUAUAUGCCAAUUUCUAAGCACUUGAAUGUCGCCUCUUAUCUCAGUUAUCACAAGAAAAGACAAUGGCACUACUCGUAAGUAAUAAA